Messenger RNA from Jaculus jaculus (lesser Egyptian jerboa), 1035 nucleotides. It is a transcript of the gene Sbk2, whose product is annotated as SH3 domain binding kinase family member 2. NCBI's taxonomy places the organism in Eukaryota, Metazoa, Chordata, Mammalia, Rodentia, Dipodidae. The record is from RefSeq and is a predicted model, not a curated record. Gene Ontology annotation, biological process: peptidyl-serine phosphorylation; peptidyl-threonine phosphorylation. Bases 1 to 1035 code for a protein of 344 amino acids. Gene Ontology annotation, molecular function: protein serine/threonine kinase activity; ATP binding. The transcript has 3 exons.
AUGCCCGGCAAAGAGUCGGAGGAAGGGCCAGUGGAGGUGGCAGCUGCAGAAGAUGGAGCUGAGGAGGACCUGGGGGGCCUCACCAUGGAAGAGCUGCAGGAGGGCCAAGAGGCUGCGCUGGCCCUAGAGGACAUGAUGGCCCUGAGUGCCCAGACUUUGCUCCAUGCUGAGGUGGAUGAACUCUACCAGGAGGUGCGUCCACUGGGCCAGGGCCGCUUCGGCCGCGUAAUCCUGGUUACGCACCGUCAGAAAGGUACACACCUGGCUUUGAAGCAACUCCCGAAGACCUCCACGUCCCUCCGUGGCUUCCUGUAUGAGUUCUGCGUCGGCCUCUCACUGGGCACGCAUGCAGCCAUUGUGGCGGCCUACGGCAUUGGCAUCGAAUCAGCCAACUCCUACAGCUUCCUGACAGAGCCUGUCCUCCAUGGGGACCUCAUCACCUACAUCAAGCCGAAGGUAGGCCUUCCGCAGCCGGCUGCCAAGCGCUGUGCCAGCCAGCUGGCCUGUGCACUGGAGCACAUUCACUCCCAGGGCCUGGUGUACAGGGACCUCAAGCCAGAGAACGUGCUGGUAUGUGACCCAGCCUGCAGGCGCGUCAAGCUGACCGACUUCGGCCACACACGGCCCCGUGGGACCCUGCUCCGCCUAACCGGGCCGCCCAUCCCCUACACGGCCCCCGAGCUCUGUGCCCCGCCGCCCCUCCCCGAGGGGCUGCCCAUCCAACCUGCCCUGGACGCUUGGGCGCUGGGGGUCCUGGUCUUCUGUCUCCUCACUGGCUACUUCCCCUGGGACCAGCCCCUGCUGGACACAGACCCAUUCUAUGAAGACUUUGUCAUCUGGCAAGCCUCGGGCCAGCCCCAGGACCGGCCACAGCCCUGGUAUGGCCUGUCCCCUGCAGCAGACACGCUGCUGUGGGGCUUGCUAGACCCUCACCCUCGGAAGAGGAGCCCUGUGGGCGCCGUCAAGGGCUACCUGGGGCAACCCUGGAGGCAGCGGGAUGGGGAGGCUGAGGAGUUGGAGCAGGGUGGGCAGUGA